This is a messenger RNA of Echinostoma caproni, 333 nucleotides long. The record is from the annotation of a GenBank genome assembly. Lineage: Eukaryota; Metazoa; Platyhelminthes; Trematoda; Plagiorchiida; Echinostomatidae.
AUGGAAAAUCUGAAAACUCUCCUCCAACCGAUCACAACCGCUCUUGCGGAUGAGCUUACUGAAGUUGAAGAACGACUGGAUCGCGUGGUGGCCACAAAACAAGCGUUUCGUGUCCAACUGGAACAGAUGGAUCAGACACCGGAUGAGACACGGUUGUACGAGUCGAAUGUUGCCGUACAGGCUACAGUAAGCCAGUAUUUGGAUCAAGAUGAUGAAGAUGACGAUGAUGAUGAUGAUGAUGAUGAUGAUGAUGAUGAUGAUGAUGAUGAUGUUAAAAAUAAAAGUAAUAUUGAUAAUGACAUUGAAAACGCUAUGCCGAUUAACAUUUAUUGA